CAAGAUGCUUCCAGUCCAAAUUUUAAAGGACAAUGCUCAAGAGGAACGAGGAGAGAGCGCUCGUCUCAGCUCAUUCGUGGGUGCAAUCGCCAUCGGAGAUCUUGUCAAGUCUACUCUUGGACCAAAGGGAAUGGACAAAAUUCUCAUCAGUGGAAACCCAGAAAGCGCAGGAGGAAUCAAAGUUACCAACGAUGGAGCAACGAUCCUGAAGUCAAUCGGUGUUGACAAUCCAGCUGCUAAGGUUCUUGUUGAUAUGUCAAUGACACAGGAUCACGAAGUUGGAGAUGGUACUACUUCAGUAACUGUCCUGGCCGCAGAGCUCCUCAAAGAAGCCGAGAAACUUGUCAAUCAACGUAUUCAUCCACAGACGAUCAUUUCUGGAUAUAGACGUGCUCUCGGGAUUGCUCAAGAAUCCUUGAAAAAGUCCAGCAUUGAAUCCGGAGAUAAUAUUCGUGAUGAUCUUUUGAAGAUUGCCCGUACUACUCUUGGAUCUAAGAUUCUCAGUCAACACAAAGAGCACUUUGCUCAACUCGCCGUUGAUGCAGUUUUGAGACUCAAGGGAUCUGGAAAUUUGGAUGCCAUUCAAAUUAUCAAGAAGCUCGGAGGAUCCAUGAAUGAAUCUUAUCUCGACGAGGGUUUCCUUCUCGAAAAACUCCCUGGAAUGUUCCAACCAAGAAGAGUUGAGAAAGCAAAGAUUCUCAUUGCCAACACACCAAUGGACACUGACAAAGUGAAAGUUUUCGGAUCAAGAGUGAGAGUAGAUGGUGUUGCCAAGGUUGCUGAACUCGAAGCUGCUGAGAAAUUGAAGAUGAAAGAAAAAGUUGACAAAAUUCUGGCCCAUAACUGUAAUGUCUUCAUCAACCGUCAGUUGAUCUACAACUACCCAGAGCAACUUUUUGCCGAUGCUAAGGUUAUGGCUAUUGAACACGCCGAUUUUGAAGGAAUCGAGAGGCUUGCUCUUGUUCUCGGAGGAGAAAUUGUUUCCACAUUUGAUUCACCACAAACUGCUCAAUUCGGAUCUUGUGAUCUGAUUGAAGAGAUUAUGAUUGGAGAAGAUAGACUUCUUCGGUUCUCGGGAGUCAAAUUGGGUGAAGCUUGCUCAGUCGUUCUUCGUGGAGCAACUCAGCAGAUUCUUGAUGAGUCCGAAAGAUCCCUCCAUGAUGCCCUUUGUGUUCUCGUUACUCACGUGAAAGAAUCAAAGACUGUUGCCGGAGCUGGAGCGAGCGAAAUUUUGAUGAGUUCAGCCAUCGCCGUCGAAGCUCAAAAGGUUGCGGGUAAGGAAGCCCUUGCCGUUGAAGCCUUCGGAAGAGCCCUUGCUCAAUUGCCAACCAUCAUUUGCGACAAUGCUGGACUUGACUCGGCUGAACUUGUCACAAGACUCCGUGCAGAGCACGCCAAUGGACGUCACAAUAUGGGAAUCGACAUCGAGAAAGGAGAGGUUGCUGAUGUUACGAAAUUGGGCGUUAUUGAGUCUUACAAUGUGAAGUUGUGCAUGGUUUCUUCCGCCGCUGAAGCCACGGAACAAAUUCUUCGCGUCGACGAUAUCAUCAAGGCAGCUCCACGUGCCCGUGCUCAAGAUAACCGACCAUGCUAAUCAAAUUGUUCGCCAGACUGUUAAAAGAUCUUCAACUUUAUUCUCCCUUUUUCAGCUUUUAAUCGAGUGCUUCAACACAAUCGUAUCUCGUUUUUUUUCGUCCCCUUCAUUCUUAUUUUUGAUGGAAUUUGAUACACUUUCUGUUGCUUCUGCCUACCGUUUUUAUAUGCCCCCGUUUUCAAUUUAAUAUUCGAGAAUACCGCGUGUUUUUGCUUGUUGAUUUGUUUUCCUUUUAAAAUGAAUGGAGUGCGAUUUACAAAAGGUACAAUAUUUGAAAUGUAUUUUAUUCCAGUUUUUAUCUGAUUUUUUAUAUUUCUGAUUAAAGAGAAAAG
Messenger RNA from Caenorhabditis elegans, 1926 nucleotides. It is a transcript of the gene cct-2, whose product is annotated as T-complex protein 1 subunit beta. Gene Ontology annotation, molecular function: ATP hydrolysis activity; ATP-dependent protein folding chaperone; ATP binding. Gene Ontology annotation, cellular component: chaperonin-containing T-complex; cytosol; cytoplasm. The transcript is spliced from 4 exons. Gene Ontology annotation, biological process: protein folding. Bases 5 to 1594 code for a protein of 529 amino acids. The record is from RefSeq and is marked reviewed. NCBI's taxonomy places the organism in Eukaryota, Metazoa, Nematoda, Chromadorea, Rhabditida, Rhabditidae.